GGAAUUGAAUGCAAAAGGCAGUAUGAUCUAAGCAGGACGACGGAAGAAAAAGAUCUGAGGAAUUUUUGUAGAGAAAGAGCGAGCGUUAAGAAAAAUAAAUAAGAAAAAGGAAGAGAAUCAUGGUAGGAAAAACAGCAGAGGAGAUGGCCAUGACGGGCGGAGGCGCUGGCGCUGUGCGGAGCGUGUGGGGCGGCGGAGCAGCGCACGGUGUCGCUGCAGGCUCAGGAACGGCGUGCGGGCGGCUCCGCCCCGGUGCGGCGGAGAGCCCGGCUGUGAGCGCGGGGGGGCGGCGCGGGCCGGGCAGCAGAGCCGCUGCGUGCGGGCGGCGGCGGGAGCCGUGCGGGGCCCGUGCCGGGGCCGGCACCAACAGCGGCCACAGCGGCCACAGCGGCGGCGGCGACGGCGGCAGCGAUGGGCUCGCGUUGGUGCGCGGCGCUGCUGCGGGUGCUGGUGCUGCAGGCGGCCUGGGCGCUGGCGGGCGGGCAGGUGCGGUACUCGGUGGCGGAGGAAGCCAAGGCCGGCACGGUGGUGGGCCGUCUUUCGCAGGACCUGGGGCUGGAGGCGGGCGAGGCGGAGGCGCGGCGGCUGCGGCUGGUGGCGCAGGGCCGGCGGGCGAGCGUGGAGCUGAGCGGGGCGAGCGGCGCGCUGCUGGUGAGCUCGCGGCUCGACCGGGAGGAGCUGUGCGGCAAGAGCGCGCCGUGCGCGCUGCGCCUGGAGGUGCUGCUGGAGCGGCCGCUGCGCGUCUUCCAUGUGGAGCUGGAGGUCACCGACAUCAACGACAAUGCUCCCAUCUUCCCCGCCGCCCGAAAAAAACUCAGAUUAUCGGAGAACACCCCUCCCGAGACUCGUUUCCCGCUGGAGGGCGCGUCGGAUGCGGAUAUCGGAGCGAAUGCGCAGCUCUCCUACACACUGAGCCCCAGCGAGCAUUUCUCUCUGGAUUUACAAAAAUCGAAUGAUGAACCUGAACUCGUUUUAACGAAAUCUCUGGACCGCGAGACGAUUCCAGUUCACCGGCUGGUGCUGACGGCGAGUGACGGGGGCCGGCCGUCUCUGACAGGGACAAUGGAGCUGGAGAUCUCGGUGGUGGAUGUGAACGACAACGCGCCCCAGUUCAACCAGUCCGUGUAUAAAGUGCAGCUGCCGGAGAACGCUACAGAGGGGACGCUGGUGACGAGGGUGAAUGCCACGGAUGCGGACGAGGGAAUUAGCAGUGAGGUGACCUAUGCCGUGACGAACGUCAAUCCUGCUAGUGGAAAAGAUGUAAUUUCUGUCAAUCCGAAUACCGGGGAGAUUCAUCUCACGGGUGCUCUAGACUUCGAGGAAGUCAAAGUAUUUAAUUUUCGUAUUGAGGCCACAGACAAAGGGACACCCCCACUGUCGGGUCACUGCAAGGUGGUGCUGGAGGUGCUGGACGUGAACGACAACGCGCCGGAGGUGCGGGUGACGUCGCUGUCGGUGCCGGUGGCGGAGGACGCGGCGGUGGGGACGGUGGUGGCGGUGCUGAGCGUGUCGGACCGGGACUCGGGGGCGAACGGGCGCGUGCGGUGCUGGGUGUGGCCGGCGUCGCCGUUCGGUGUGGAGGCGACGUUCUCGGGCUCGUACUCGCUGGUGCUGCGCGAGGCGCUGGACCGGGAGCGGGUGUCGGAGUACGAGGUGGAGGUGCGUGCGGAGGACGGCGGGGCGCCGGCGCUGCGCGCCAGCCGCGGGCUGCGGGUGCCCGUGUCGGACGUGAACGACAACGCGCCGGCGUUCGCGCAGGCCGUGUACACGGUGCUGGCGCGGGAGAACAACGCGGCGGGCGCCGAGCUGGCGCGGCUGUGGGCGCGGGACCCGGACGAGGCGGGCAACGGGCGCGUCAGCUACUCGCUGUGGGAGGGCGGCGCGGGCGCGCUGUCGCCGUCGUCCUACGUGUCGGUGGACGCGGAGAGCGGGCGCGUGUGGGCGCUGCAGCCCUUGGACUACGAGGAGCUGCAGGUGCUGCAGUUCGAGGUGCGCGCGGUGGACGCGGGCGAGCCGCCGCUGAGCGGCAACGCCACGGUGCAGCUGUUCGUGCUGGACGAGAACGACAACGCGCCGGCGCUGCUGCCGCCGCCCGCGGGCUCGGCGGCCGAGGCGGGCGGCGCGGCGGCCGAGGCGGCGGCGGCGGGCUGGGGCUCGGGCACGCUGUGGGCGUGGGCGGCGUGGGGGGCGCCGGCGGGCCAGGUGGUGGCCAAGAUCCGCGCCGUGGACGCCGACUCGGGCUACAACGCGUGGCUGCGCUACGAGCUGCGGGAGGCGCGGCCCAAGGGCCCGUUCCGCGUGGGGCUCUACAGCGGCGAGGUGAGCACGGCGCGGCCGCUGGACGAGGCGGACGGCGCUCGCCACACGCUGCUCAUCGUGGUGCGCGACCACGGCGAGCCGGCGCGCUCGGCCACGGCCACGCUCAGCGUGUCGCUGCUGGAGGCGGCCGAGGCGGCGCUGGCCGCGGCCGCGGGAUCGUCGUCGUCGUCGUCGUCGUCGUGGCGGGCGGCGCCGGGCGCCGAGACGGGGCCCAGCGGAGCGAGUGCGGCCACCAACGUGUGGCUGGUGGUGGCCAUCUGCGCCGUGUCGAGCCUGUUCCUGCUGGCCGUGGUGCUGUACGCGGCGGCGCGCUGGGCGCCGCGGGCGGCCGUGCUGUCGGCGCCCGGGCCCACCACGCUGGUGUGCGCCAGCGAAGUGGGCAGCUGGUCGUACUCGCAGCGCCACAGCCGCAGCCUGUGCGUGGCGGACGGCGCGGCCAAGAGCGACCUCAUGGUUUUCAGCCCCAACUUCCCUCCGCCGCCGCCUGGCGCCGCGCCCAAGGACCCGCAGCCGGAGCCCUCCGCUCUCCUCCACACGGUCAGUGCAGAUCCCUCCCUCGCCUUUUCUCUUUCUCUCCCCACUCUGCCGAGUGUCCCCCGCCCCCUUUGCAGUUCCUGCUUUUACCGUGAUUCCGCCCCCGCGGCCUGAGGGCAGCGUAAUUUU
Molecule: messenger RNA, 2982 nt
Organism: Prinia subflava (tawny-flanked prinia)
Lineage: Eukaryota; Metazoa; Chordata; Aves; Passeriformes; Cisticolidae
Product: protocadherin alpha-13-like
Exons: 2
Coding region: 412-2967 (851 amino acids)
Biological process (GO): homophilic cell-cell adhesion
Cellular component (GO): plasma membrane
Molecular function (GO): calcium ion binding
Source: RefSeq, a predicted model, not a curated record